This is a messenger RNA of Penicillium verhagenii, 2178 nucleotides long. RefSeq names its product putative arsenite efflux transporter ArsB-like. Gene Ontology annotation, biological process: transmembrane transport. The record is from RefSeq and is a predicted model, not a curated record. NCBI's taxonomy places the organism in Eukaryota, Fungi, Ascomycota, Eurotiomycetes, Eurotiales, Aspergillaceae. Gene Ontology annotation, cellular component: membrane. The transcript has 3 exons. The coding region runs from base 1 to 2178 and encodes 725 amino acids.
AUGGCGGCCGAUCUGGAUACCAGCAAAAUUAAAAACUGGCGAUCAAUUAUUACUUUGAUUGUUUUUGUCAUCACUAAUAUUAUCGUGCUUUUCCCUUUUCAUAUUCCAUUCUAUCUACCCCGAUGGCUCGUCAACGCAAUCGCAGAUGGCCUAGCAGCCAUGCGCAUAAUACCUCGACGAAAACCUCAAUAUGACCGCAAGAUAUUCGUCAGAUUCGACUUCCCGUUGAACUUCAUCACGGCACCCUUAAUAGCUGACCUAUUCCUAUUGGCGAUUUUGGCCAUUGGCAGGCAAGAAGUACACGAUGGGACACUGGGUGCAGAUAACAUUUCCCCAAUUGAUAUUAUGGCAUUCUUCCUCACGCUCGCCUAUAUUGCCAUCUCCAUUGAUGCGUCAGGUUUGAUUCGAUACUUGGCCUUCAAAGUACUCCAAAAAAGCGGUGAUUUGGGUCAUAGACUCUUCUUCUACCUCUACGCUUUCUUUUUCGGACUCGGUACCUUUAUCGGAAACGAUCCUAUCAUCCUGUCUGGUACGGCAUUUCUCGCCUAUAUGACUCGAGUUUCUAGCAAUAUUGUCCAUCCCAGAGCCUGGAUCCAUGCCCAGUUUGCCGUUGCCAAUAUCGCGUCCGCGGUCCUCGUUUCCUCCAAUCCAACCAACCUUGUGCUCGCGGGUGCGUUCGAAAUCAAAUUCAUCGUGUACACCGCGAACAUGAUCGUGCCGGUCGUCAUCACGGCCAUUGUUCUUUUUCCUUUCUUGCUUUAUAUCCUCUUUGCAGAUGUGUCACUCAUCCCAGUGUCCAUCGAGAUGCACGAGCUCUCUCAAGCAGCAAAAGAACGAAAGCCGGUAAAUCCCAAUAUUCCCCAUGCGCGAGGUGCAGCAGAGGAGGAAGAGGAAGUGAACAAUGAGAACGGGAAGCUUCUUUCUCUGGAAGAAAUCAUGAACCCAUUUUUGGAUAAAGGAGGUGCUGCUUUCGGAGCCGUGAUCAUGGCUACCACCCUCAUCACUCUGCUUGCGCUCAACGCUGCCAGCAAUUCUGGCCAUGAGCACCCUGUUUACUGGGUUACAUUGCCCGCGGCUUUUGUGAUGUUUUGUUGGGAUCUCGUAUGUGGUUGGAUACACCGACAUGAUACACGCGAAAUAGCCAAGAAAGGUAGACGGGAGAUUGAAAUUGUGAGGGCGGAGCGAGAAAGGCUACAGUCGCUGCAGAAUUCUCCAGAACACGCAGCUUUAGAGGGACCUGGCCCCGAAAACUUGGAAAAUGAAUCUCAAAUCCAAGCUAAAGAAGAUGCGGUAUCUAUUGGUGCCACAGACGCGAGCCUCGGCACAAAAAUCGCUCAUCAGGACUUUCAGACUGCACUGUCUACCUCGGUGCUGACGGAGAAGGAGCACUUUCCGGACAUUUCAUCACCUGAUAUCGUUGUCCGCGAUACCCAGGUAUCAGCCCUCUCGUCAUCUACAGACCCACUGGAUGUGCCCCCUGCUAUGGAUGCAGAGAAAUGUGGGGACCUUGACAAGCCCACCAAGCAAGAACACGCCACAUUGGUUUCAAUGGCGGCCGAUACCUAUCGUUGGAUGCAGGAGACAUUCCCAACCGUGACGGUAGUAGUCUCGCACAUGCCGUUCCCACUCGUCCCAUUCGCACUAUCAAUGUUCGUUCUCGUGCAAGCGCUCGUAACCAAGGGCUGGGUUCCAGUGUUUGCUUACGGAUGGGAUCACUGGGUGAGCAAAACCGGUACAGUAGGAGCGGUAGGAGGAAUGGGUUUCCUAUCCGUGAUUUUAUGCAACCCCCAAGUCAAACGAGUCCAUGCUAAUAAAUUGUGUGCCGGAUAUCAGUUUGCCGGUACAAACAUCGGAACCACCAUUCUCCUCUCUCGAGUCAUCCAGUCCUGGCAGGAAAUUCACAAACUGAACGGACUCCCGAUCAGCGACCGCACAUUUUGGGCUACCAUAUAUAGCAUGGCCCUCGGCGUCAACUAUGGUGCCUUCAGCACGGCAUUCAGUGCCUCGUUGGCUGGUCUACUGUGGCGGGAUAUCUUGGCGAGGAAACAUAUCCGCGUCGGCAGCCUUGAGUUUGCACGUGUCAAUCUUCCCAUUAUUGCCAUUGCGAUGGUUGUUGGAUGUACAGUUCUGGUUGGUGAGGUCUAUAUUGUCCGUGGUACCGGGCCUUAUGACGCAUGA